Molecule: messenger RNA, 1671 nt
Organism: Bufo bufo (common toad)
Lineage: Eukaryota; Metazoa; Chordata; Amphibia; Anura; Bufonidae
Product: oocyte zinc finger protein XlCOF7.1-like
Exons: 1
Biological process (GO): regulation of transcription by RNA polymerase II
Molecular function (GO): DNA-binding transcription factor activity; RNA polymerase II cis-regulatory region sequence-specific DNA binding
Source: RefSeq, a predicted model, not a curated record
AGAAGUGCUGGAUCCCAAAGAGCUCAGAAAGGGAAGAAGUCUUAUUCAUGUUCAGAAUGUGGCAAAUGUUUUACUCAGAAAUCAAAUCUUGAGAGGCAUCAGAUAGGUCACACAGGGGAGAAGCUGUAUUCAUGUUCAGAAUGUGGCAAAUGUUUUACUCGAAAAUCACAUCUUGAUAAGCAUCAAAGACAUCACACAGGGGAGAAGCCAUAUUCAUGUUCAGAAUGUGGCAAAUGUUUUACUCGGAAAUCACAUCUUGAGAGGCAUCAGAUAGGUCACACAGGGGAGAAGCUGUAUUCAUGUUCAGAAUGUGGCAAAUGUUUUACUCGAAAAUCACAUCUUGAUAUGCAUCAAAGACAUCACACAGGGGAGAAGCCAUAUUCAUGUUCAGAAUGUGGCAAAUGUUUUUCUCAGAAAUCAAGUCUUAAGAGCCAUCAAAGACAUCACACAGGGGAGAAGCCGUAUUCAUGUUCAGAAUGUGGCAAAUGUUUUACUCAGAAAUCAAAUCUCGAGAGCCAUCAGAAAAUUCACACAGGGGAGAAGCCGUAUUCAUGUUCAGAAUGUGGCAAAUGUUUUACUCGGAAAUCACAUCUUGAGAGGCAUCAGAUAGUUCACACAGGGGAGAAGCUGUAUUCAUGUUCAGAAUGUGGCAAAUGUUUUCCUGAGAAAUCAAAUCUUGAGAGGCAUCAGAUAGUUCACACAGGGGAGAAGCUGUAUUCAUGUUCAGAAUGUGGCAAAUGUUUUACUCAAAAAUCACAUCUUGAUAUGCAUCAAAGACAUCACACAGGGGAGAAGCCAUAUUCAUGUUCAGAAUGUGGCAAAUGUUUUUCUCAGAAAUCAAGUCUUAAGAGCCAUCAAAGACAUCACACAGGGGAGAAGCCGUAUUCAUGUUCAGAAUGUGGCAAAUGUUUUACUCUGAAAUCCCAUCUUGAUAUCCAUCAAUUACAUCACACAGGGGAGAAGCCGUAUUCAUGUUCAGAAUGUGGCAAAUGUUUUUCUCAGAAAUCAAGUCUUAAGAGCCAUCAAAGACAUCACACAGGGGAGAAGCCGUAUUCAUGUUCAGAAUGUGGCAAAUGUUUUACUCUGAAAUCACAUCUUGAUAUCCAUCAAAGACAUCACACAGGGGAGAAGCCGUAUUCAUGUUCAGAAUGUGGCAAAAGUUUUCCUCGAAAUUCAAAUCUUGAUAUCCAUCAAAGACAUCACACAGGGGAGAAGCCAUAUUCAUGUUCAGAAUGUGGCAAAUGUUUUUCUCAGAAAUCACAUCUUAAUAUCCACCAAAGACAUCACACAGGGGAGAAGCCAUAUUCAUGUUCAGAAUGUGGCAAAUGUUUUACUCUGAAAUCACAUCUUAAUAUCCACCAAAGACAUCACACAGGGGAGAAGCCAUAUUCAUGUUCAGAAUGUGGUAAACGUUUUGCUGAUAAAACAACUCUUCAUAACCAUCAGAGAAUUCACACAGGGGAGAAGUCGUUUUCAUGUCCAGAAUGUGGAAAAUGUUUUGCUAGGAAAAAUCAUCUUGCUGAGCAUUUAAAAAUUCACACAGGGGAGAGGUCAUUUUCCUGUCCAGAAUGUGGAAAAUGGUUUACUCGGAAAGCAAAUCUUGUUAAUCAUCUGAAAUCUCACACAGAGGAGAAGAGAAGUGAUAUUAAUGGCCAGAACGUGUUUUACUAA